Molecule: messenger RNA, 1152 nt
Organism: Phytophthora infestans T30-4
Lineage: Eukaryota; Oomycota; Peronosporomycetes; Peronosporales; Peronosporaceae
Exons: 8
Coding region: 1-1152 (383 amino acids)
Source: RefSeq, a predicted model, not a curated record
AUGUGUCGAUCUGCGUGUUUGUUUCGACAAAAAACCUCCGGCAAGAUCGAACUGUACAUCAAGGGAUUCGUGGAUGCCAUGGGCGAUAUCCAUCAGUCUGUAGCUGUACUAGAUGCACUCUCGUCGUACAACGAUGACAACGACAGCGCGUCGUUAGCUUCUUACGACUCGGAAGAAUUCGGACUCAUAGCUGGGAAGGGCUUUGCAAGGAUGGCUGAACAUGUUAACGUAGUGGAAGUGGCUCGCCAGAAGGCAGCAAUACCGUCUGCAAUGCGACGUACGAGCUCGCUCUGGAACCGAUUCCUGCUGGAUGACGAGCUGAUUAAGAUGGGCGGACUCAUUAGCAAGCGCAAGGGGCUUUUCUCCAAGGUGACGAAGAUUCCAAGGAAGAGGCUGCACAAACAAGCUGGACUUUACUCUAUGCAAGUGGACAGCACUAUUUUUACGGCUCUAUCGAGAUGCCAGAGGAUAGUCAAGUUCGAGAAGAAGAUCAAAGUCAAUCCGAAAACUUCUUUGAGAGUAUUUCGCGUCGACAUGAAGGCGACUCAUCCCACUACGAACAAUGCUCUCGCAGACGCUGGCGUUCGGCUUGUCGUCAUGAAACUCGUGAUGCGCGGAGUACUGCUCGACAUCAUUUACUCUCGAGACUCGUACUUCGCUACGUUGCGGGACAACACGGAGGAAAUUGCGCUUGAAGAUACUCUCGUUCCGGACGCUGCCAAUGCGGGGCCUUGCUACUUAGUGCGUCGCUACAGUGACGAGGAUCUCAAGCGUUGUGGUGUCCACUUCCCCAAGGAAGACGAGUCUGGGGAUAUCGUGGACGAUGCAGUUGUGUUCCAGUUCAACCAGUUCGGGUAUCACGGGAGUGCUCAACUUCCCACUAGGAUGCUGGAUGACUCUGGAGAUCUCGUUAGUCGUGGGUUCCCGAUGUUACGUGCACAAGCAAGUGAAGUCGCAUUUGCUGGCGUCUUUAUGAGGGAAGCCCCCAUUGCUAGUGGAGGGAACGAACUUAUUACGACGCAUUUGGCUCGCUGGAUCGAGAUCAAAGACGGCUCGGGAGGCGUUCUUCGAGCUCGAGCUGGCUCGUGGCUCGCUCUGUCCGGGCGAAGAUCAAGCGCUCAACUUGAUGGUCUGGAAGGGAUUUGUGCAUGA